AUGAAGCAUAUCUAUCUAUAUCUUUUGAUAAAUUUGAUUUCCCAAUUUGGUAUUAAGUUCCAUGGGGUUCAAAAUUUGAUUGCUCAAAGUAUUGAAAUCUCUGAGGGGACAUCUGGAAUACAAAACACACAUACAAAACACUCAACUGAAUUUCUGGAAUCUAGAACAGAUAAAGCCAAAGAAUUUUGGGAAAAGAAUUGGAUUAUUACAGUUGCCAUUGAAUGUCAUGAGGAUUUUUGUGAUACAAGAUUUCAUAAGUCAUUGAUUGGUCAGAUAAAUGAAGUUCUGUUGUCAGAAGAAGGCACCUGGGCUAUACAGCUGAAUGACCUUUUUGAAAAGACAAAGCUAAAUGGACCAGAACAGGCUGUGCUUUUCCACACGCUAAAAAAGAUACCAAAUUUUUAUGAGCUUCCCUAUGAGGUGGUACUAGCAGUCUGGGAACAGUUGCGGAGAGUGUGGCAUACUAAGGAAGUUCCUGAAAAAGACAAAGACCUCUGGCGGUAUCAUGCUACUUUAGCUUUGGAUACCUAUGAUCAGCAAAUGAUAGCACAAAUAAGAUCACUCAAGCCUGGAAAGGGUUGGUGGGGUCUGAUUGAAUCAAGAAUCAACUUCUACAGGGAGUUUAUUGACUUCGUGGUUGCGCAAAGAGAGAUGGGCCUUCAUGGAUUUAGACUGGCAGGCAAUUGGUCUCCAGAAGAUCAAAAAGCUCUUUUUGUUUUCUGGAUAUCUAAUCGAGUGCUUUACUCAAGAAUGGAGCGCUCACCCAACUUACAGCUUGUAUUGGAAACCCAAAUGAUUCAGACCCGAUUGAUUCAAGCAGUUCAAGACCACCCUGACCAUUUGUUCCCUGUGCAAGAAGUUGAUCAAGAUGGCUGGAACAACAAGGCUCAAUCAAUUUUGAUCUCCCAAUCCCAAACUAUUUUGGAUUAUAUCAACUCCAUUGAAAGUUCUGACUUAUAUGAAUAUGACAUUAACAUUGAGUCAAAACAAAGUGAUUUAUCUGCCAUACGUUUCACAUCAACACAAAAGACAGUCAAGCCCUAUGGUUUGGAGGUAGAUCCAGUUUGGAAGGCACAGGACCAAAUGAAGAUCAUAAAGUUCUGGUCAACUUAUGUGCAGGUUUUCCUAAAAAUGAGAAACCUUGGGGAGACAGGCUCACUUGAGAUUGUGAUAGGAAACUUGGUGAAGAGAAAUUACAUGGAGACAGCUAGUAUCAUGAAGGAGUUUCUCAGUUACAUUGAAGAUGGAGUUCAUCCCCUGCAAACUAAUCCUAUCCUUGCCAGAUUUCUUGAGUACUUUUCUGCAAAAACUCAAUCUCCAGAACAAAACAAAGAAGCUCUUGAGGGUCUGAGAUUGUUCAGAAUUGAACAUGAAUUCUAG
Molecule: messenger RNA, 1380 nt
Organism: Melampsora larici-populina 98AG31
Lineage: Eukaryota; Fungi; Basidiomycota; Pucciniomycetes; Pucciniales; Melampsoraceae
Exons: 7
Coding region: 1-1380 (459 amino acids)
Source: RefSeq, a predicted model, not a curated record